Messenger RNA from Thermothielavioides terrestris NRRL 8126, 465 nucleotides. RefSeq lists its product as uncharacterized. Gene Ontology annotation, biological process: removal of superoxide radicals. The coding region runs from base 1 to 465 and encodes 154 amino acids. Gene Ontology annotation, molecular function: copper ion binding; superoxide dismutase activity. The record is from RefSeq and is a predicted model, not a curated record. The transcript has 5 exons. NCBI's taxonomy places the organism in Eukaryota, Fungi, Ascomycota, Sordariomycetes, Sordariales, Chaetomiaceae.
AUGGUCAAGGCUGUCGCUGUCGUCCGGGGUGACUCGAAGGUCACGGGCACUGUCACCUUCGAGCAGGAGUCCGAGUCGUCCCCUACCAUCGUGUCCUGGGAUAUCUCGGGCCACGACCCCAACGCCAAGCGUGGCAUGCACAUCCACGCCUUCGGCGACAACACCAACGGCUGCACGUCGGCUGGGCCACACUUCAACCCCCACGGCAAGACGCACGGCGCGCCCACGGAUGAGAACCGUCACGUUGGCGACCUGGGCAACAUCGAGACCGACGCCCAGGGCAACUCCAAGGGCUCCGUGAGCGACAAGCUCAUCAAGCUCAUCGGCCCCGAGAGCGUCAUUGGCCGGACCGUCGUCGUCCAUGCCGGCACUGACGACCUUGGCAAGGGCGGCAACGAGGAGUCGCUGAAGACCGGCAACGCCGGCCCCCGCCCUGCCUGCGGUGUCAUCGGUAUUGCGCAGUAA